CCGUGACGUCAUGACCACGUGACAAUGUCAGGCGCAGCACUUCGACGUUUUUGGGAGCAGAUCUUUUAGAUCUUGUUUUAUAGAUUCGGUCAUCCAAUCCAUUUUUGAACUGUCAACCCGACUGAACAAUUGUUUGAAAACGCUCUGAAGCUUUCCUCAUUUAUAUGUUUGCUCUUAAAAUUCCACGAGACUAGCAGCCCUCCCUAACCCGCUAGGAAUGGGUAAAAAAAAUCAAAUCGUCCAGCGGCCACUCACUCGGUAACAGUUGCAACUGCCCGGAAAGCUAGGAGAAGCGACUGGCUAACCGUUGGCAGGGAGAUAAGAGCGGGCUGUUGUUGAGCUAAUGUGCCACGCUGUGUUUUCAAAACUGGUUGUGUCCCGUCCAGAACCAAAGCGGCUACAGGAAGGAGAUUCACACGACAUUAUAACUGACAGAUAAGAGAUGGAAGGAGAUGACUGCAAUUUUCCUCCAGAUCUGUCCGAUGAUCACUCACAAAGGGGAAGUGUGGCUUCCUCCGCAACACUUUCCCGGGCUCAAGACGUGCUGGUGUACAUGUUUGGGGAUGGCGCGGUGCACUUGUCGGUGGAGGGGCUCGGUAGCAUCUCUGUGCAGGAGUUGGGCCGCAGUGUUCGGGAGGCUCUCAAUAUUCCUGAUUCUGUGCUGGAUGCUUUUGCCUUUUGGCUGUGCUCGCCACUGCUCGAGCUGCAGUUAAAGGCCAGGCAUCAGCCUUACAAAUUAAGUCGGCAGUGGCAGGACUUGCUGUAUCGCUUCACCGAAGCAUCAGAGGAGGAAAUUUCGCAAGAUGAACCGUUUCUGCAGUACAGACGCAACGUGUUUUAUCCCAAACCGAAAGAGCUGCAGAUUGAGGAUGAGGGAGUGUUGAGGCUUCUGUACGAGGAAGCCAGGAGCAACAUCCUCACGGGGCGAUACCCCUGUGACCCCGAGCACUGGAUGAGUCUUGGAGCCUUGUCUCUUGCCGUUGAUGAGGGAACUACUCUGGAAAGCCAACAAUUAACCGCUGCUGUAAGAGAAAAAAAGCUGUCCUCCUUCCUGCCUGCACACGUGCUCAUGGGCAGUGGAGGUUUGUUCUCCACGCUGCGAGGGAAGUCGAGCCGUCACGCGGGGCUGGAGCAGAAGCUGCUGGAGGAGUACCGGAAGAUCUCCACCUCUGCUGCCAGCCCUGUGGAGCCCACCCAGCUCCUGCGCCAGUACCUCAAAACAUGCCACGCUCUGCCUUAUUAUGGGUGCGCUUUCUUCUUUGGGGAGAUUGACAAACCCGCGCAGGGGAUCCUCCAACGGGGAAAACGCAAAGCCGUCAGUGUGGGGAUCUGCUUGGAUGGAGUUUAUGUGAUGGAUGUAAAAGAGAAGCAUGUGCUGCUUGGCCUGCGCUUCAGCGAGCUCUCCUGGGACCACAGCUACCCCGACGAGGAGGGGGAGCCACACAUUCUCUGGCUGGAGUUUGAUGGAGAAGAAGACGGCACCCCUGUCAACAAACUGCUGAAGAUCUACUCAAAACAAGCCGAGCUAAUGAGCGGCUUCAUUGAGUUCUGCGUGGAGCUGAAGCCUGCGUCCGAGGGAGGGGCCGCGGCCGAGGCAGACGGCGAGGCCAGUCCGUCCCGCCCAGCGGCCGGCGAGCAAGCAGGCGGCGCCCGAAACGGCCGCGGGGGCCGGCGCGGGAUGCUGCAGCGGCAGGGCAGCGUGGUGUGCAGCCGGGUGGACGCGCUCAACACCAUCAGCUACGUGGACACAGGAAAAGAGAUCAAGCGCCUGAAGCCCAAAAGAGCAGCGUCCUUCUUCGCCCGGCAGGCGUCCGGACCCACUUACUCUGCCGUCCAGGUGGCCGAGAGCCUGGAGCAAGGU
Menidia menidia (Atlantic silverside) is the source of this 1861-nucleotide messenger RNA. Lineage: Eukaryota; Metazoa; Chordata; Actinopteri; Atheriniformes; Atherinopsidae. The record is from the annotation of a GenBank genome assembly.